AUGCAGGCUCCCGUGGUGGUGAUGAACACGGCGCAAGGCGAGAGACAGGUCGGCAGAAAAGCACAGAUAUCCAACAUUACGGCUGCGAAAACAGUCGCCGACAUCAUUCGAUCAUGUCUCGGUCCCAAGGCCAUGUUGAAGAUGCUGCUCGAUCCUAUGGGCGGUAUUGUCCUGACUAAUGACGGCCACGCCAUUCUGCGGGAGAUUGAAGUCGCGCACCCGGCUGCGAAGAGUAUGAUUGAGUUGAGCAGGACGCAGGAUGAGGAGGUCGGAGAUGGGACCACGACGGUUAUUAUAUUAGCCGGAGAAAUCCUUGCGCAGGCACUCCCUCAGCUCGAACGAAACAUCCACCCCGUCGUGAUCAUCCAAGCAUUCAAAAAGGCCCUCGCUGACGCGCUGGCAAUCGUGGAAGAGAUAUCAAUACCCGUGGACACGUCAAGUGACAAGGCCAUGAUCUCGCUGAUUGAAUCGUCCAUUGGCACCAAGACCAUCUCGAGACACUCGGAGCUUUACUGCGCACUUGCGCUCAAAGCAGUCCGCACGGUCUCACAGGACCAAUCCGCCGUCUCGAAUGCCCCGCAAACCAACGGCGCCAAAUCGCCCCAGCCAGCGCCCUCGAAGCCCGUCGAAAUCGACAUCAAACGCUACGCCCGGGUGGAGAAGAUUCCUGGUGGAGAAAUCGAAGACUCGCGGGUCCUCGACGGAGUCAUGCUUAACAAGGACAUCACACACGCGUCCAUGCGCCGGAGGAUAGAGAACCCCCGCAUCGUCUUGCUAGAUUGCACGCUCGAGUACAAGAAAGGCGAGUCCCAGACCAACGUGGAGAUCACGGACGAAGAUUCGUGGAACAAGAUCUUGCAGAUCGAGGAGGAGCAAGUCAAGAAGAUGUGCGACGCCAUCCUGGCGGUGAAGCCGGAUCUGGUCAUCACGGAAAAGGGCGUCAGCGACCUGGCGCAGCACUAUCUGCAAAAGGCGAACGUCACGGCGUUGAGACGGGUACGAAAGACGGACAACAACCGUAUCGCAAGGGCCGUGGGCGCGACCAUUGUCAACCGCGUCGACGAUCUCGUCGAUUCAGACGUGGGGACUGGCUGCGGCUUGUUCGAGAUUGAAAAGAUCGGCGACGAGUAUUUCACGUUCCUCACAAAGUGCAAGAAUCCCAAGGCGUGCACCAUCCUCCUCCGUGGCCCGUCAAAGGAUAUCCUCAACGAAGUCGAGCGCAAUCUGCAGGAUGCGAUGUCCGUGGCGAGGAAUGUCAUGUUCCAUCCCCGUCUGUCCCCUGGUGGCGGUGCUACCGAGAUGGCGGUCUCGGUGCGGCUGGCCCAGAAGUCCAAGUCCGUCGAGGGAGUCAUGCAGUGGCCAUACCGCGCCGUCGCCGAGGCCAUGGAAGUCAUCCCCCGCACGCUGAUUCAGAACGCCGGCGCCUCACCGAUCCGGAUAUUGACUCAAUUGCGGGCGAAACAGGCGGAGGGGAAGUCCAGCUUUGGCGUGGACGGCGACACCGGUGCGGUGGUCGACAUGAAGGAUUAUGGUGUGUGGGAGCCGCAGGCCGUGAAGAUGCAGAGUAUCAAGACGGCGGUGGAGAGUGCUUGUUUGCUGUUAAGAGUCGAUGACAUUUGUGGGGCGAAGAGCGCGAAACAGGUCGGUGGGAGCGGACUGGCUGGAGGGGGAGGGGAAGAUUAG
This is a messenger RNA of Cladophialophora yegresii CBS 114405, 1683 nucleotides long. Its product is annotated as T-complex protein 1 subunit gamma. The record is from RefSeq and is a predicted model, not a curated record. Gene Ontology annotation, molecular function: ATP hydrolysis activity; ATP binding; ATP-dependent protein folding chaperone. The transcript has 4 exons. NCBI's taxonomy places the organism in Eukaryota, Fungi, Ascomycota, Eurotiomycetes, Chaetothyriales, Herpotrichiellaceae. Gene Ontology annotation, biological process: protein folding. The coding region runs from base 1 to 1683 and encodes 560 amino acids. Gene Ontology annotation, cellular component: chaperonin-containing T-complex.